AUGAAAUAAUAUAAUUGCUCGUCUGCGUUUAAAAGAGUAAAAGAGCGUUCAGUUUAGAUGGCUGUUGAAAAAGUAUAGGAAUGGAGAUAUUUAUUUUAAAAUGGAAAGCAUGAUAGCUAAGGAAAUUUAAAAAAGCUAACUCUCUAAUAAGCAGCAGAAGAAGUGGGGAUUCCUAAAAAAACUUUAGAAGACUAUCACUAAUUAAUAAAGUAUAGUGUAAUUUAAUAUUAGAAAAGCAUAAGAAAUCAAACCAAUUGAAGAAUUAUAUGAUCGUAAAAUGGGUUACUUGAGAUAAUUCAUAAAAUAGAGUUAAAUUUUAAAAUAAAAUACUAUGGAAAUAGAAACUGAAAAUUUAGAAAAAGAUGAUUAGGUAAUUGAUGAUGAAAGUGAUGAUGAAAUUCCUAAAUAAAUAGAAUAAAUAGAUUGUGAUUUUGAGAAAUACUUUAAUCUUGAAAAUGAUUAUAAUUAUGACCAAAAUUCUGUAGUAAUGACUGUUCACACUAGAUCUUAAUUUAUUUAGAUUAAAUAACAGAAAAUUGACCCUUGGGAAAAUGAAACAUUAAGUUUUGAUUCUAAUUUAGAAACUGAUGAUGAAGAAUUCUGA
Paramecium primaurelia is the source of this 604-nucleotide messenger RNA. The record is from the annotation of a GenBank genome assembly. Lineage: Eukaryota; Ciliophora; Oligohymenophorea; Peniculida; Parameciidae.